Molecule: messenger RNA, 592 nt
Organism: Vollenhovia emeryi
Lineage: Eukaryota; Metazoa; Arthropoda; Insecta; Hymenoptera; Formicidae
Exons: 1
Coding region: 25-423 (132 amino acids)
Source: RefSeq, a predicted model, not a curated record
AACAACGCGGUAUUUGGCAAAACAAUGGAAAAUGUGCGGAAUCGUGUCGACGUUAAACUCCUAACAAAGUGGGGUGGUCGUUACGAUGCGGAGGCGAUGAUUUCGAAACCAAAUUUUCAUAGUCGCAGCAUCUUUUCAGAAAAUUUAAUCGCCGUGGAAUUGCGAAAACUCGAAGUGAAAUUCAACAAGCCAAUCUACGUGGGUAUGUGCAUCCUCGACAUAUCCAAGAUCUGCUUGUAUGAAUUUCACCAUGAAUACAUGCUGCCCCUGUACAGUGACAAGUGUAGAAUCAUGUAUACUGAUACCGACAGUCUCAUAUACCACGUCAAGUGCGAGGAUGUAUAUGAGACUGUGAAACGCGAUAUACACAGAUUCGACACGAGCGAUUAUCCGGUUGACAACGCGUAUGGCAUACGCUUGUAAAUAAGAAAGUACCCGGUCUAAUGAAGGACGAAAACAAUUGCGCGAUCAUGAUGGAAUUCGUGGGACUCAGAGCGAAAAUGUAUGCGUUGCGAGUCGAUGGUAAGAAGGAUACGAAGAAGGCGAAAGGUGUCAAAAGUAAUGUAGUAGCGCGAACAAUAUCUUUUGAUGG